Molecule: messenger RNA, 2085 nt
Organism: Tricharina praecox
Lineage: Eukaryota; Fungi; Ascomycota; Pezizomycetes; Pezizales; Pyronemataceae
Exons: 1
Coding region: 252-1937 (561 amino acids)
Source: RefSeq, a predicted model, not a curated record
GCUCAGGCACAGGCUCAGGCACAGGCACGAGCACGGCACCCAAGGAGGCACCUGGCUAUCCACACUGACCAGCGACGCUCGGAUACCUAUCCCAAAUCGAUCCGUUUACAGCUCAAGUCCUCAGGCCGGCGAGAUCAAGAGCAAGAAAGAAGAAGGCCGUGAAGAAGAAAACUGCGAAGAAGGAGAAGAUCGCACAGAACAAGACAGAGAAGAAGACGGAGAAGAACAAGUGCGGUUGACGCUUGCAUUCCAUGGCGUCACGACCUUCAACUCCUGUCAUCAACUUCAACCUCAAUAGCUACGGGCGACCACCCUCGGUCCGGCUUUCUCCACCCCCUCCAUCCCCUCCCGCCGCCUCCGCCGCCUCCGCCGGCGAAGGUUCAAAGGCUUCAUUUCAGAUAGUGCCGCACACUCAGCAUGGGUGUGGCGAUCCUUGGGCUGGUGAAACCCCUCCCUCAACGCGGCCAAGCACCCCAAGGUCAAUAUGUGGCCGCGGUGGAUCCUGGAACGGCAGCAGCACCAGCAGCACCAGCAGCACUACCACCACCACUACCACCGCAACCACCACCACUGCUACCACACCACACGGACAGGGCGCAUUGGAUAAUGUCAACUUCCCCGACUUGGACCUGCUUCUUCUUCCCUCAUACCAUCGUCUACCCCCUCGACCUUCAGAGCUUACCGACAACUCCUCAACUAUCACCGCAACGAGCCCGCAUCGCAGCAGAGAUCCUUCCCCGAGCCGUCUAUCUAUCCUAGCGUCGCCGCUCGCCCGGAUCGCAGCACGUUCACUGUCAUCGCCCCUAGGCCUUCCAGGAGGUGCAGAGAAAUCGCCGUCGACAAUCACACCCACGACUCCAUCUCCCAGCCCGCGGCCCGGCGCCGCCGCAACGCUCCUUGCCAACAUGUUCAAGACACCCGACGGCUCAUCCGCCCCGUCAGUAAAAGGGGGGGGAUUCUUCGGCUUCAAGCUUCCGUCCACGGCGUCGCCCCGCAACUCGCGGACGAUCCAGAGCACCGACAUAAUCGAUGAGUUCGCCGGCCUCUCCUUCGCCUCACUGAUGACCGGCUUCCUGACGGAGCCAAACCCAAACGAAACUCCGAGCUCCCCCGCCGACGCGCUCAAACGCACCCCGGAACGCCGUCUGGAAGAGGCCGUCGCCACGGCAACCGACCUCCUCAACCGCGUCUACACUGCGUACCGCGCCCGCACCAUAUCCCUCGGCGACGCCCUGGGCGACCUGGAAAACAGCAAGGACGAUAUCAUCAGCCAUCAAACGCUGCACGCCAGUCUCAAAACGCAACUCGACAGCUUCAUCACCGAGGAGCGCGAGACAGCCGCACGGCUGGCGGAGCAGCAGAAGCGGAUAGCGGAGUUGGAAAGCGAGCUGCAACAGGAGCGCCGGAAGCGCGAAACGGCAGACGACGAGCUGCGGCUGUCGCCCCGUAGAAUGCGCUGUCCGAGUAGCAAACGCACCUCAGCCGCCUCCGACUCGGGCUUCGAGAGCGAUGUGGAUUCGAUUUCAAUCCUUUCCCGCAGCGAUGCCAGGGCGAGCACCGUCGUCUCCCCGACCGAAGAGGUCGACGAAGAACCCGACCACCCCCAACCCCACCCCCACCACGAAUGCGAGAGUUGUCGCCACCAAGCGGCGGCGGCGCAGGGCGCGGAAACUAAAAACCCCACCCCGCUACGAGAGGCGUGGAGUCCUGACAACAACACCAACACCAACAACACCAAUAACAACCGCAACAGCGUCCCCGCGUCGAAACCGGGCGUGUGGGGAUUCUUUAAGGGACGGCAGCAGCAACAGGGUAACUGGGGAGAUGUCGAGAACGUCCGCAUGGAGAAUCGGUGGUUGAGGGAGCGGGUGCGCGAGAUGGAGAAGGCAGUCGAUGGAGCGCUCGAGGCUGUGGCCGGCAGGGGCGUGGCGCUAUAGUCUGCUGCUGCUUGCUGCUUGCUGCUAGCUGCUGGUGUUGAUAUAGAGCUUGUAUGUAGAUGGGAUGAUAUCUUUUUUUUUUUUACUUUUCUUUGUUUGUUUGUGCAUGUCUGUCUGUCAUGUUGAGGGAUCUUGUUUUUUUUCUCUU